CGGAAGCGUCGACUGCCUAUAAAUAAUGGUGUCCUGCCCGUAACGUCCAUUGCUCAGUAGUUUCCGAGAACUCCAAUUGACGUCAACGGCCAUAGCUUGCAACUGAGAGUGAUUGUGUCGUGUGAAAGUCCAAGGAUUGAAGAAUGGAGAAGGAGCUGGAAUUGGAAUGGAGAGAAGCUCAGAGCAUUGAGAUAAAUGUUGACCUUGUCGCUGCAGCCAAAAGCCAGCUCAAGUUUCUUACGGUUGUUGAUAGGAACCGUUGGCUCUACGAAGGUCCAGGUCUAGAUAAGGCCAUUUACAGGUAUAAUGCAUUUUGGCUUCCCUUGUUGGCAAAAUUUUCCGAGUCGACACUAUGUGAAGGUCCAUUGGUUGUCCCUUUGGAUUGUGAAUGGAUUUGGCAUUGUCACCGGCUCAAUCCGGUUAGAUAUAAGAAAGACUGCGAGGAGUUGUAUGGAAGAAUUCUUGACAAUAAGAAUGUUGUCUCAUCUUUGAAAGGAACUUCCCGACGGGCAACUGAAGAAGCUUGGAAAUCUUUAUAUCCAGAUGAGCCCUAUGAAUUGGAUUUCACAAAUGAUCUUCAUUAUAACACUGGAAAAAUUGUAAAUGGGGAAAAAUGGACAAGCUAUGAUCUGGUCUCAGCUGUUAAGAGGCAAAGUCCGUUCUUUUAUCAGGUUUCUAGACUGCAUAUGAAUGAUACUCGCUACAUUGAAGGAGCAGUGGCAAGGUACAAAGGAUUCCUGCACUUAAUCAAGAGAAAGAUCGAAAAAUCCAUAAAAAGCUUCUCGGUUCCAACUUACGACAUUGAUCUCAUCUGGCACACACACCAGUUACAUCCAGUUUCCUAUUGCAAUGACCUUUUAAACAUAAUGGGAAAGGUCUUAGAACAUGAUGACAAUGAUUCUGACCGAAGCAAGGGGCAGAAACUAGAUGUCGGAUUCUCUGAAACUACCAAGACAUUUGAGGAGAUGUAUGGAUCUCGAUAUUGGAGGGCUGGAGCAAUGUACAGAGGUACUGCCCCUUCACCUGUUAGAACCACUCCUUACACUGGCAUUGUUUCCGAGAAGGUUCCAGCUUCAAAUGACAUCCCAAACAUAGCCCCCCCAGCAGCACAGGUUUUUGAGGUCAUGUUGGAGAUCGUUGGCGUAAGGAAUGUUCCAGAGGGUCACAAGGGAAGCUUAUUCGUGUCCUUCAGUAAAACACAGCCGGAUUCGAUCUUCGAUGCAAAACGAAGCCUCACAAUUUUAUCAGAAGCUGGUGAGAAACAAGUGGCUUCCUUCCGGUGUCAGCCUACUGGGGAUCUGCUCCUCGAACUCGUGUCCUUUGUUUCGAGCUUUCCACUCUCGAAGUCGUCGAAAACAAUUGGAACAGCUUCUAUUUCUCUGGAAGAUUUCCUGUUCCCGGACUCUGAUCUUAUGGUGGAGAAAUGGUUGGAUUUGGAACCAAGUUCUACUAACAUAAUGGUAACCAAACCAAUUGGAUUACGAGUUGCCGUAUCUGUUACAGUACCUUCCCCGGCACCGUAUGCACUUCACAUGACUCGGAGUCAGCCUUUUAUGAAAAAUUCUUGCAUGUUUCCGCUUCCUGUCAAGGUUCAGUUCAGUAAAAGUUGGACGAGCAUCAUCGAUGAUGACGGGAAUUCAGUCUUAAGCCUACAGAUGAGAGAUUUGAAAAGGUUGAAUGGCGGAAAAGAAAGUAGAAGAAGAGCAGUGGUUGGCGUGGCGGAGUCGAAGGAAACAUAUACCUUGGCCGAGUGGGGGGAGUCCGAAUUGCUGCUGGUAAAUUCACCAUGGUCGAUCAAGCUUCAAGACACGAACACUGAUGACGGUCACCUCUUGGAGCUGACGGGUCCUCGUACUGUGAGACUCUUUGGUGGCGGAAGGCUAGAUUACGAGGUAAGGCGAUGCGAGAAACAUAAAGGCGAGAAUAAGGCCGAGGCUCACCUGAUUACGGCUGUAGAAUUCUCCGGCAAAGAGCCGUAUGGAAGGGCUGUGGCAUUACUGGACUUAAAGAAUGGCACUGUGAAGGUUAAAGAAGAAUGGUUCCUUAUGCCUGCAAUGAUACUUGCAUUCAUACUGAGUGAUAUAGCGAAGAAGGCUGGUUAUGAUAGCCGGAUUGUAGGUUUCCGGCGGAAGGCGCAGAACGGCGAGAAGAAUGAGAAAGCUGCUGAUCUACCGGAAGUGGAGGGCAACAUGGUGAAAUCCGGUGGUUGUGGAGGUGGCGGUGGCGGUGGAUGUGGUGAUAUGGCGAAAUCGGGUGGUUGUGGCGGGAGUGGAGGAUGUGGCGGUGGAUGUGGUGGCAUGGCGAAAUCGGGUGGUUGUGGCGGGAGUGGAGGAUGUGGCGGUGGAUGUGGUGACAAGGCGAAAUCCGGUGGUUGUGGCGCGAGUGGAGGAUGUGGCGGUGGAUGUGGUGACAUGGCGAAAUCCGGUGGUUGUGGCGGGAGUGGAGGAUGUGGCGGCGGAUGUGGUGAUAUGGCGAAAUCUGGUGGUUGUGGCGGGAGUGGAGGAUGUGGCGGUGGAUGUGGUGAUAUGGCGAAAUCUGGUGGUUGUGGCGGGAGUGGAGGAUGUGGCGGUGGAUGUGGUGAUAUGGCGAAAUCCGGUGGUUGUGGCGGGAGGUGCAUGGACAAAGGUGACAGUGGCUGCGGUGGUGCAAUCUCCGGCUAAGUGAUGAAGGCAGUAAAAGAGAUAGCUGCUGCCGAGUAGAUGAUUGUCUGCUCAGUCUCUCUAGCUCUCUCUCUCGGGAUGUUUACCAGUAUUUCUUUAACCAGUUCAAGUAUGCAUAUGGAGAUGUGUGUAUUUAUGUAUUAUUAUUAUUAUUAUUAUUAUUAUUAUGUAUUAAAGCUGUAA
Andrographis paniculata is the source of this 2843-nucleotide messenger RNA. RefSeq names its product glycine-rich domain-containing protein 1-like. The record is from RefSeq and is a predicted model, not a curated record. The transcript has 9 exons. Lineage: Eukaryota; Viridiplantae; Streptophyta; Magnoliopsida; Lamiales; Acanthaceae. The coding region runs from base 144 to 2660 and encodes 838 amino acids.